Messenger RNA from Trypanosoma theileri, 2235 nucleotides. RefSeq lists its product as uncharacterized. NCBI's taxonomy places the organism in Eukaryota, Euglenozoa, Kinetoplastea, Trypanosomatida, Trypanosomatidae. The transcript has a single exon. Gene Ontology annotation, cellular component: checkpoint clamp complex. The coding region runs from base 1 to 2235 and encodes 744 amino acids. Gene Ontology annotation, biological process: DNA damage checkpoint signaling. The record is from RefSeq and is a predicted model, not a curated record.
AUGUUCCUUAGCUUCUCUGUUACAGGGGUCUUCCUGCGACCUUUUGUGCAGUUAUUGCAAACCGCAGCUAAACAGGGUGAUGGUCUUUUCUUUGAGCCACACAAUGAUGUGCUGCUCCUUCGUGCUGUUAACAGCAGUCGCAGUACGCACUUCCUUGUUACGAUAGCCGCCUCUCAUCUUGAGGCCUACCGCUGUAAGAGAAACAGUGGUCAUCACACACAUGACAAUAAUAAUAAUAAUAGUAGUAGUAGUAGUAAUAAUAACAACAAACAUAAUAAUAAUAAUAAUAAUGAUGAUGAGAGUCCUAAUAGGAGAGAUUCUACUACAGAUAUAGAUCAUACAGAUUUAACGGAUGUCCAGGGAAAUGAUAAGACAGAGUUUCAUUUAUUAUUGCCCACGAAAGCCUUAAUGGCUACUGUACUACGACAAGCCCAAGGUCUCUCCGCUAUUCAUCUUCACUAUGAUGGAACCACACAAUGUGAUGAAAUGGGAGAAUCCAAUUGUGAUACUCUUCAAUGGGAAUGUGUGAUGUCCUGUGGAAUUGUAAAGAAGUUUGCACUUCCACUAGCGGAGGGACAACCCGAACGGGCGUUUGUUCCUCCCGAUCGUUUUAUCUUCGAUGCCUGUGCGGCUGCGAGAGAGUGGGGUGCACUGUUGGGAUGUUUUCCACAAUCCACACCGCGAGUUGUGCUGCAGCCUCUUCCAUCGGGUCUUAAGUUGUGGGUUCUCGCAGAUGCUGAUAUCAAUAAUGGGAAUGGGGCUCAACCAUCAUUAGAUGCGCAUAAGAAUGGAGCCGCAGAGACAAUGGUAGUAGCAUCGCAUGAACACUUUCUUUUCGUACAGAUGCAUUCUCAACAACAACAACAACAACAAGGAGAAGGACAACAACUACAAGAUGGUGAGAAGAAUAUGAUAGUAAGAAGAACAAUGUUAUUACCAGGAAAAAUUAUUGAAGUAAGACCAUUUAAACAAGUUUGUAUGCUGGCAGAUCAACUUGGAAUGAUGAUUCGUGUUCGUUCUGGUGAAGAGGGACUUCCACUCUUUCUAGAAGCUAUUACAACAGAUGAAGCCCGUCAAGCUACAUCUAAUGCCGCUAUUCAUUCAUCGGCUUUCACUACAGAUAAUAAUAAUAAUAAUAAUCAUAAUCAUAAUUAUAAUACUACUGUGGCUCCACAGGCAUUAUUUCACAAACACUCUAUACCAGUAGAACAGCCUUUUCAAGUGACUUUCUCAAUGUAUAUCGCCGCCUUUGAUGUCCCACAGAGUGCAUUAGAGAAUAGUGAACAUCACAGAACCUCUGGUAGACGAUCUACCAACUCCACUGCUAUUACUUCUGCAGAGGAUGCUGUUGUGAUGGGUGUGAGUAGUGAGAACUUAUGCAGUGAUCCAUCCAUUACCACCUGUGGUGAGGCAGUGAUGCCAUCUGAGAAUGUACUUCCUACAGCCACAAAGACUGUAGAGACAUCCUCUGUGACCGCUCGUGAUUUAUUAACAGCACUUACUAUGCCUUCUGCUAAUCAACAUCCUCCUCAUACGAAUAUUAAUAUGAAUACUGUUAGUAGUAGUACUACUACUACUACUACUACUACAAUGGGGGAAUUGGAUUACGCUGCAGGAUCUGCCAGUUCUCCUCCACAUGUAUUAGUUGCCGCAUCUCCCACACAAGGCCGUAGUGAAUAUACCAACGAACCAUCCAUGGUGAAUGCGAGUACCACUACUCCCAUUCAUGAGAACUGCCGACUCUCUUCAUCUUCUUCUGUUGGGGCUAUAGUGAUGAAGGGAACUCCAGAGGGUGGGGGCAUCAUUACACAACGCAGUCACAGUAAACGAUCUCGUGAAGGGAGAGAAGAUGUGAGUGCAUCUCCACUACAUCAACACAUCUCACCUUCUGUUCAUACGACUCAUACUACUAUUAAUACUACUACCGGUAAUGUGGGAAAAUCACCAUCGUUUGUGGCUGCAACGAAUACCUCCUCUUGUGCUCCUUUACAGAAUCAACAAAAACAACAACAACAACAACAACAGUGGCCACAGUUGUCUUCACUAAAUGGUGUUGCAGAGAGUCCAAUAAACGCUCGACACCCACUUGAUUUUAAUGCCUUUAUGCGGGAAAUUGCUGAAGAGGCGAAUGAAGAGAUGUAUGACGAUGAGGAAGAUGAAGAUCUGCAACGCUUUCUUGAAAGCUGUGCCUCAAUGCUUGUACUCCCAGCAACGCCAUCUACACAACCCGAAUAA